Messenger RNA from Podospora anserina S mat+, 1197 nucleotides. RefSeq lists its product as uncharacterized. The coding region runs from base 1 to 1197 and encodes 398 amino acids. The record is from RefSeq and is a predicted model, not a curated record. NCBI's taxonomy places the organism in Eukaryota, Fungi, Ascomycota, Sordariomycetes, Sordariales, Podosporaceae. The transcript has 3 exons.
AUGUCUCAACCUCCAGAUCCGCAUUCCAUCGUCAUCUCACCAAUCAGGCCGCUGGCAAAUGAGACUGUCGAGGAGAUUCUAAACUUGUUCACCCACGCUAUUGGCAUUUAUCAUCUCAUCAAUCACCAGCUGCAGGUCAUUGUCCCAGAGGACUUUGACUACCAGAAGGAGCUGCACAAGUACCCUGCUGAGUUUGGGGGACUCAAAGUCAGCUUCAUCCGAGAGUCUUUCUACCCAACUGCUGGCAGAGCAGAGUCAACACCAGUACACCUGACAGGGGGAUCUUCAACAACUACAAUCGGAUGCCAGCCAUCCACAGCCAACCAAUUCAAUGCAGCAACCGAUGUGGUAGGUUGGCCUCUGACACUGUCCUUCAAAGCGGCGUUUGGGAGUACUGUACGGAUUUCUUCCAGUGAAAGCAAAUCCAAAGACCGGCUUGAAGGGAAGCUUGAGGUCCUUGGGAUUCCCGAAGCAGACCAGACUAAAAGAUACAUCACCGUAUCAACUCAUACACUUGCCAUGACGGCGGUAACGGCCAAAUCAGGUGUAGCAACACCUGAUUGGGCCUCCAACAUCCGAAUUGCUUCUGCAAAACACGGUCAUAAGCUGGGGAAAGUUACAAGGGUCUUUGACCCUUCUCCUCAGCAAACCUUCCCCUCGGGCUUCACCCACGAUAUCAGUUUGGUGGAUACCAUCGGCUGGACUGCAUUGAAACCAGCAGCUAACUCACCCAAGCCGAAGUUGUCACUCCAAUGGCUGUCACAAGACGAAUGGUCAGGAAUCAAGUACAGCUCAAGCAAGCUCGCUCUCUUGGACGACAGCUUGAUUGAAGAUGAAGCCAAGAGCAUUGGAGUAGUAGAUAGUCGAUGUCAGCUCCCGCUGAUCCAAGCGAAGACCCAACCACUUGGAAAAACCUGGUUGCCAGAUCGAUCUUCUAUCGAGUUCGGGCAACCUGGCAACACUAGAGUGUUUGGUCAAAGCGGAACACCAGUUCGUGUGGUAGAGGACAUGCCAGACAAGACCGGGAAAAUAGCCAAGGUGGCUGGGUUUUCUUCCUUUGUGCAGGUGGCAUCUGACGUGCAAAGAUAUGAUCUUGAGGGUCAAAAGCUGUACAAGAGGCUGGAAGAGGGCCGAGUGGCGUUCUAUGGGGCAUUUCAGGUUCCGCCAGAGCUGAGGGAUGGAUAUCGGAUUGCAUGA